GAGUGCGUCAAAAUGGCGAGCCAGCGCAAUGUUCUGUCGACGCUGAAGGCUUAUGCGGGGGAUUCGGACUCAGACAGUGAUACCGGGACAGGCACGAAAGGAGGAUUGGUGUCUGCUGGAUAUGGAGAGGAUGAUAUGAGCCGGGUAGAAGAGGUGGAUGAGCUGGAUGAAGAGGAUGAAAGUAGUAGUCCAUUGGAAGGUGAAGAUUCAGAAAAGGAGCUGCCGGAGUUGGAUGGUGUUAAGGAGUUCAUCGAUGUGGAAAAGAAGAAUCCCCAGGAACUAGUUGCAUCAUUUUCAGAAAAAGUGAGGAACAUGUCCCCAGAUGACAUCAAAAUACCCCCUGAACCCAUGGGAAGAUGCUCCAAUCAUCUACAGGAGAAGAUUCAGAAGUUGUAUGACAGAAAGCUAAAUGAAGGGCUUGAUAUGAACAAUAUCAUUCAGAGAAAAAAAGAAUUCCGCAACCCCAGUAUUUAUGAAAAACUGAUCCAGUUCUGUGGCAUUGACGAACUAGGCACCAACUAUCCAAAGGACAUGUUUGACCCUCACGGCUGGUCAGAAGACUCGUACUAUGAAGCCCUAGCGAAAGCACAGAAAAUAGAAAUGGACAAGAUAGAGAAAGCCAAGAAGGAGCGGACAAAGAUUGAAUUUGUAACUAGAACAAAAACAGGGACCAAUACCAGUUCUAGCACAGCUACAACGACCACAACAAGCACAACAAUAGCAGCAGAUUCUCAGAAACGAAAAAGUAAAUGGGACUCAGCAGUACCUGUGACAACGAUCGCGCAGCCAACAAUCAUUACCACUACUGCCACUCUACCAGGAGUCGUCACAGUGACUACCAGCUCCACUGGGGCGAAAACCACUGUCAUUUCUGCAGUGGGGACCAUCGUGAAGAAAGCCAAGCAAUGAGUUCUGGUUGGGAGUGCAAUCUCAGGGAAGCACUGGAAAGCUGGCAAUCUCAAGCCCUUCAGAGCCAGCCUUGGAUCCAAGAACUUUUCUUCCUGUGUGUAACAACCAACUCCUCACUGUGUGCAAAUGUGUUACAGACCCCCAGGAGAACCCUUCAUUGCCCCAGCCAGAUAUCACUGUACUGUAAUCUCUCAGCUGGAAGUGUCCUGGAUGAGCACUGAAGAGCCUGAGUGAUUUGCAUAGUGGGAAGUACAACCUGUAACCUGGAUAAAUGGGAAAGUGGGCUGGGGUGAAUGGUUUAAGGGGUGUGGAAGGAUAAGGACAGGGAGGUAGUGAGGAUGAGACCAUAGAACAGAGGCAAAGAAACUGCUCAGACAUAAAUGGAUAUUGAUUGAGAUUUUGUUCUGCCUCACCACAGUCUGUUGCUUCUGUGUUGUGUGUUUCCUAGGAAAACCUGCUCACAAUAGUCUAUGAUAUUAUAAAGUGCUGUAAACUGCUGCCAGUGUGUAAACAAAUAAAAACUUUUUAUAUU
Messenger RNA from Mobula hypostoma (lesser devil ray), 1441 nucleotides. RefSeq names its product SAP30 binding protein (gene sap30bp). NCBI's taxonomy places the organism in Eukaryota, Metazoa, Chordata, Chondrichthyes, Myliobatiformes, Myliobatidae. The record is from RefSeq and is a predicted model, not a curated record. The coding region runs from base 13 to 909 and encodes 298 amino acids. The transcript is spliced from 11 exons. Gene Ontology annotation, biological process: regulation of DNA-templated transcription. Gene Ontology annotation, cellular component: nucleus.